Messenger RNA from Fundulus heteroclitus (mummichog), 3202 nucleotides. RefSeq lists its product as uncharacterized. Lineage: Eukaryota; Metazoa; Chordata; Actinopteri; Cyprinodontiformes; Fundulidae. The record is from RefSeq and is a predicted model, not a curated record. The transcript has 2 exons. The coding region runs from base 1 to 3009 and encodes 1002 amino acids.
AUGACUCUGGCAGAAGAAAGGGAGCUGGAAGUUGUAAAGGGUGGCCUGACUUAUGUUGGUGCUGAUGACCACAGUGAUAGCCCACACUGGCAUGCAAGAUAUCCAUGGCUCAUGGACCCAUCUACAUUGCCAAACAACAGAAAAGCAGUGGAGGGAACCUUCCUCAGAACAGAGAGACAGCUCGCCAAAGAACCGCAGUGGAAAAAAGCCUACAGUGCUCAAGUUCAUGAAAUGGUUGACCGCCGGGCUGCAAAAAAGCUGACCAAAGAGGAUCUAGCCAACUGGAAUGGACCUGUCUGGUAUAUUAGUCAUCUUAUAGCACCCAACCCCCACUCUGUUACAACUCCAGUAAGACUUGUCUGGAAUAGCAGUCAGAAGUACAAAGGCCAGAGUCUCAAUGACUUUCUAAUGAAAGGCCCUGACGUUCUCAACCCGAUCCGAGCUGUCCUCCUCAAGUUCCGCCAAGGCUCCUUCGCCGCUCUAGGAGACGUCAGGAAAAUGUAUAAUUCUGUGUGGCUUGAGGAGAGGGAAGUCCAUCUACACCGGUUCUUGUGGCGUGAUUCAGAGGGUGAUGAGCUAGAACAGUACGCCGUAAGCAGAGUGAAUAUUGGGGACAAACCAGCUGGUUGCAUAGCACAACUUGCCAUGAGGGAGACCGCUAACCUGCCUCAAUUCAACCACCUCACAGAAGAAUGGCAAGUAUUAAAUGAGCAUAUCUACGUCGAUGACAUCUUAACAUCCCACAACUGCCGUGAAAGACUUGAAGUCAUCACAAAGAAUGUGGAGCUAAUUCUAAAAGCAGGAGGGUUUGCAUUGAAGCCUUGGAUCUUCUCAGGUCAAGGUAAAGGAGAACGAGAAAAGGCAUCACCAAAUAUUGUUGUCCUGCCGAACCAGCUUAAGGAGGAAGACAACAAGGCGCUGGGUCUCGGCUACAUUGUGGAUGAAGACAUGUUGCAUGUCAUGGUGAGGGUCAACUUCUCCAGGCGAAAGAAAAAGAUGAGACUUGGGCAAGACUUGCUGCUAGAAGAAGUACGAACGCAGACACCAGACCCGCUGACAAGACGUGAACUGUUGAGUCAAGUUGCUGGUUUGUAUGACCCAGUUGGCCUGGCAACACCAUCAAAACAAAGAGGGGCUAUCUUGGUCCGAAGGGCAUUCCAAGAGGCAAAACCAAAGUGUAGCAUGGUCAAGGACACAUGGGACCUUCCUCUGUCAGAUGAGCUCCGCAAAGAUGCUAUUGGAAUUUUUGAGGAGUACGUCCAGCUAAGCAAAGUAAGGUUCCCAAGAGCCCUUACUCCACCAAAGGCAACAACUGAACCAGUCGCUGUCACUUUUUCAGAUGGCAGUGAAAGCUCCUAUGGUGCUGUCCUCUACCUGCGGUGGAACUGUAACAAACAAUUAACAAUUCGACUAGUGGAAUCAAAAGCAAAGCUGACACCUUUAGACCAGAAGGGGGAUGCGGUCAAAGCAGAACUUUGCGGUGCAGUUUUUGCAUGCCGGCUGAAAAAGUACUUUGAACAGCAUACCCAGAUCCAGAUAAAAAGGUGGUACCAUUUGUUAGACAGUCAGACUGUUCUUGGAGCUAUCCAGCGUGAAAGCUAUGGAUUUCAGACUUUCUUUGCCAAUAGAAUUGGAGAGAUCCAAGAAAGCACACGGCUACAGGACUGGUGGUGGAUCCCUGGACCACUCAACAUAGCCGACAUUAUCACUAGAGGAGCUGGGCCAAAGGAACUUGAUGCCCAUUCAGAGUGGCAGCAAGGGCCAGAGUUUCUACAUCUUCCAGAGAGCGAGUGGCCAGUUAUGUCGUCAAAAGAUGUGUCUGUGACAGCUCGAGAAAGCAUUAACAAUAUGCAAAAGAAGUCAUUUGUGGCAGCACUCACAAGAGCCCAAGCGAAAAAAAGUCUUCCAAGUCUUGUGGGACGACUUCCUGCUGGUGCAGCUGUCCUAAACUUGGUGAGUGAGAGGCGCUUUAGUAGCCUAAAGUGUCUAAUCAAGACUGUUGCUUUUAUCUGGAGAGCCGCCAAAAAGUUUGCAUCUGCAACAAAGUCCAUUGAGAACCCAAAGUGGGAGGCGAUUCCCACAAAAGGAGUUAUCACCGCCACAGAACGUCAAGAAGCAAUAAGAGACAUCUAUCUUGCUGCUCAAGAAGGGGUGACGUUCCCAGCUACCACUACGGACCGCUUGGUUGUGUACAGAGAACCAGAAUCUGGGUUACUAGUUUGCGGUGGGAGAAUCCAUGGCUUCAGGGAGGAUGGCGCUGCAGUUCCCCUUCUGCCUUGUAAUGCAUGGGUCUCUACUUUAUUGGCACGGGAGGCGCACGAUGAGGGUCAUGAAAGUGUGGCUGCAACCCUGCUGAAACCUCACCGAAAUGGGGCUGCUGAAGCCGCUGUCCGCAUUCUCAAGAAGGCACUCCAGAGCCUGGGCAACAACACUGGCCUCAGCUACAGCGAGCUUCAGACAACACUACAACUUGCUGCAAACCUUGCCAACGAAUGCCCAAUAGACGCCAGGGUGCAGAGCCAUGAAGAAAGCGUGCAGUAUGUGUCACCCAACACACUUCUCCUGGGCCGAGCCUCUCCAAGCGGUGAGAUCAGAACAUUUGACUUUGCAAACUACCCUUAUAAGAGACUCAGAGAAAUGCAGAACCAGGUCAACAAGUUCUGGAGGUCUUGGAGCCAGCUUGCCGGCCCAAACUUAUUUCUGAGAAGUAAAUGGCACACUCUGCAUCGCAACGUUGCUAUCGGAGAUAUUGUCUGGUUGUGCGACCAAAAUGCAGUGAGGGGCCAAUUCAAGCUAGGACGGGUGGUGAGCGUAAAUCCAGAUGCUAAGGGCAUUGUUCGGGACGUAAACGUCAAAGUGGUCCAAAGCUCCUGCCUUCCUGUCACGAAACCCACACUAAAUCGGCCAUCCGCCAAAGUCCUGAAAGAAGCUACCCAAACCACGGUUCUGCACAGAGAUGUUCGACGCCUGGUUGUCUUACUACCAGUUGAGGACCAAACUCGGAGCUGACCGGCAGUAAGCAGGUGCUGAUUUACGAUCUUUCCAUCGGUUCCCGUGGGAAGAUCGAGUGGGAGGUGUGCUGACAAACUGCCUGGGAGCUCCUCCCAUUCAAUCAGUGGUGAACCAGGUGGAACAAAUCUUCCAAGCAAUCUGAGCAUGCCAGUACCUGGCUCUGUUGUCUUUAGACAGUGGAAGGAGCAUU